This is a messenger RNA of Mytilinidion resinicola, 1555 nucleotides long. RefSeq lists its product as uncharacterized. The transcript has a single exon. The coding region runs from base 297 to 1433 and encodes 378 amino acids. NCBI's taxonomy places the organism in Eukaryota, Fungi, Ascomycota, Dothideomycetes, Mytilinidiales, Mytilinidiaceae. The record is from RefSeq and is a predicted model, not a curated record.
GUCGCGUUUGAACACACACUCAAGUCGCGUUUGAGCACCUAUUUUAGUCGCUUUUAGCACCAACACAAGCUACAAUAGGGUCUUAAACACGAUUUGAGUGGCACUCAAGGACAAAUAACUCCAGAGGACCUAGGAUCUGUUUCAAAAAACCCCUAUUUAUGAAAACCCGCUAAUAUGUGUAUUGCAACCUUAAGUGCCUUCAACGCUGGCACCAAAGCCGGGCGGCGAACGCAAAUUUGUGUCCGGUCUGUCGUGCUGUCUUAGUUCCUGGCCAACCUCCUCGAGUUCGGGACCAGAUGGAUCGUGAUUUGUUCCGGCUAUCUGACGAGAUUCGAGAGGAGUCGCGGCGGGUUCGGGUGUAUAGAGCGAGACGCCGCAGUGAAGACUGGCCAGGUAGAGGCUACGAUGACGACUACUACUCAGAAGACGACGAUGACGCAGGAAAUUGGGAACGCUGGGUAGAGGAAGAUGCUGCAGCGCGCGCUGAACUAGCUCCGUCCGAGGAGCCUGACGCGGGCGGAGUCUGGGGUCUGGGCCUACAAGAGGACCUUACAAUGUUUAACCCGGGUGAAGUGCGCCUGAACGAAGAAGGAGGACCUUAUAUUCCGCCAUUCCCCCACCGGCUUGCGAGGCUUGGGACCCGAGAUGAUGCAAUGGCUGGUGCCGGAGAGCGUGAGCGACUUCAGAUUGAGUCGAUCGUGGACGAUGCAGUUGCUCUUCCUUCCAAUGGAGGCUACACUGUCUGCCAUAGAUCGCGUGGAGAUGUCGUGGACAUCCCACUUCCUCUCCACAUUGAGACUCGUAGACUAGACCCUGCUAUCGAACGACAACCGCACGGCCGCCAAUCUGCCCUGGGACAUAGGGUUAGGGAUCUUGAACAGCGGUCUAACCAGGACAGACUGCGUUCACGUACGAGACGGCGCCUCUUGGAAGUGGGAGAGCCGGGACCCGCUGAUCUCCGCACGCGAUCUGGCGUUGGUUCCCUCCUCGAUGAACGAGAUCCUGUCCAGGGCGAUCGCCACGGCCACAACUACGACCAGCAUCAGCCUUUCGGCUCCCAAGAAGAGCCCAACCUCCAAGCGCUGUUUCAAGGGUUGGAACAGGUGGAGCACAUCUCUUCUAUUCUUAACAACACCACGCGCCUCAACUACCCCAACCCUCGGGGAUUCCAUGUUCCGACGUAUACUACGGCUACGACACACGCGCCUGAGCGUAGGCACGCAAGCGCAUCGAGCCGAACCGCGCGCGGCGGCAACGGGACUGUAAACGAGGAUACCCGCCGUUCUGUACCGGCGCCUCUGGCUCGAGACCGCCAUGAUAGGGCUAGGGAGCGCGUGCGUAGAGAGAGCGCAACUAGGCGGCCCGAUGGGUUGGGAUCGCGCCUUAGGGGGGCAGCUGGACGGCUCUGGCAUGGGAGGAGCAGAGGUGGAUGAGGGCGUUGCGUGAGCUAUGGGGCUCUGGCAGGCGCUAGACUCUUACUUGUCGAUAUUCCUUUUUUUGUCAUUUCUAUAAAAGGUAGAUUAGCGAUCGAGGUAUGGGGCUAGAAGCAUAUCCC